CGAUUUCACCUGUCCCCUUCCUCUCUUUCUGUUUCCAUUUUCACUCGACCUUGCUUCUCCUUUCUAUCGUUUUACCAACCCGUCAUCUUGCUCAUUUGCCGUCUUGUUUCUUCUCCGGGUCCGGGGCUCGCAACGUUCUACUGAAAGCUGACACCAACUGCGCGCCGGAUGACGAAUUGACGAGAAGAAGACAAGAACGGGAAGCGCACAUCAUUCGACUUUCGUCACUCGUUCUUUUGAGUUUUGACUCUUGUCGACUCUGUGCCGCGCCUGCCUGGUAAUCUGUUCAUCCUAAUGGCCAAUGCCUUGCAGACAUACCUAAGUCGUCAUACUUCCCUUCACGCCUCGGGAAGCCUUCUUCAGCGGACGACUCUUUCUGCCUUGCGAGAACGGCGCCACUCAGAUUCGGCAUCUGCCACUGCUUUCGCCUACUUGGAGCCAGUCUAAUAUCCUUUGAAACCCAUCUCGAAGACCGCUCCUCCUCCUCACCUACCCAAACUUGCGGCGCUUUAAAGCUUCGCUCACGUUUCCAAUGAACCAGACAUCAACUAUGUCAUCCAUGGCAGUGGAUCUCAACCUUCCUCGGGUGGUGCCCGGGGGCAAGCACAUCAACUACUAUGUCGCCAUAAGCACGAUACUUGUGGUAGCCUGGCUACUCCAGUCCAGGAAGAAGAAAUUACCCGAGAUGCCUUUCUAUAAGGCCGCUAAGACAAAGUGGAUGUUCGAUGCAGAGACGUUAAUUCGCGACAGCUAUAACAAGUUCCGCGACACGGUCUAUCAAAUCAAGGCAACUGAGGGGCUGCAAGUGCUGGUGCCCGCGAGACUAAUCGGCGAACUCAGAAGCCUGCCGGAAGAGGUCCUCAGCGCGACCGAGGCCGUAGAUGAGGCCAUGUUGAGCAGAUAUACCAACUUCACUCUGGGCAACCACGCCGACCUGCUAUCGACGCUCGUGAGGUGCAAGCUGUCACAGAAUCUGGCGCGGCUCGUGCCUCAGCUCAAGGGCGAGCUCGAGUAUGUCGUGGCCACAGAGUUUCCCGAGUGCAAGGACUGGACGCCGGUUAAGUUCCAGCCUUUUGCGCUUCGAGCCAUCGCACGGAUCAGUGGCCGAGCUUUCGUAGGGUCCAACAUCAACCGCCAGGAGCAAUGGAUGGACAUCAGCAUCAACUUCGCCAUCCAUGUCUUCGUGGCUGUCGUAAAAAUGCAGCUCUUCCCCGAAUGGGCCCGGCCCGUCGCACAAUAUGGGGUUUCGGAACUGCGACAGAUUCGCAGGGACGUCGAUAAGGCCAGCGUAAUGCUGAAGCCAAUCAUCGAGGAGAGGCUGCGAGACCUGGAGAUGCCGAGUUACGAAAAGUCACCGGACGACCUGAUCCAAUGGCUCGUCGAAGCCCUGCCAGAAGAUGAGAAGAGGGACGUCAGGUCCCAGGCACACCUGCAGCUCAUACUAGCGGCUGCUUCGAUCCAUACGACCAACAACCUGGUCACCGACUGCAUUUACGACCUCGCAGCUUACCCGGAGGCACAGGAAAUUCUGCGGGAAGAGGCGCACCAAGUCCUCGAGGUCGAGCACGGCUGGGCGAGGAAAGAGAGCAUGGCCAAGCUGAAGAAGUUGGACAGCUUCAUGAAGGAGACCCAGCGCCUGGCCGGAAACAUCACAUCGUUCAUUCGCAAGGUUGUCAAACCCAUUGACCUCUCUGACGGCACGCACCUGCCCCGAGGCACCAAGGUGCUAGCUCCACAGGCGGGCAUUUCGCACGACGAGCGAUACUUCGAGGAUCCCGACACGUUCGACGCGCUGCGCUUUUACAAACUGCGACAUAAGUCCGACGAGGACGUCAACCGGUGGCAAUUUACUAGCAUUAGCGACACGAACAUGAACUUUGGCGCUGGCAAGCACGCCUGCCCGGGCCGCUUCUUUGCAGGGAACGAGAUCAAGCUGGUCUUGGCAUAUUUCCUACUUAACUACGACAUAAAGCUCAAAGACGGGGAGACGCGGCCGAAGCCGACAGUCAUGGUGAUGAGUAAGUCGCCCGACCCGAACGCGGAGGUCUUGUUCCGGAGGCGGACGGUGGCAGCGUGAGUCCUACGAUGUGGAAAGGGCUACAGCCAAUAUAAAGGAAACACAAAACCGAGUGCCGGCAAUCAAACAAGCAUGGGCCAUACGGACAAUUAUCCCGUGUACACAAACGACAUGCACAUCUUCCUAGAAGCGAGGCCUGGAGCUCUAGCGUCUUGCACAGGCUCCUUAGAGGCUGAUUGAUGGCCCAUGAAAAUAUACCACUGGAGGAUAUACCACCGUACAUUGUAC
Colletotrichum destructivum is the source of this 2305-nucleotide messenger RNA. RefSeq names its product Putative cytochrome P450. Lineage: Eukaryota; Fungi; Ascomycota; Sordariomycetes; Glomerellales; Glomerellaceae. Gene Ontology annotation, molecular function: oxidoreductase activity, acting on paired donors, with incorporation or reduction of molecular oxygen; iron ion binding; heme binding. The record is from RefSeq and is a predicted model, not a curated record. Bases 533 to 2077 code for a protein of 514 amino acids. The transcript has 5 exons.